GUUUGUCAAAUCAAACUUCUAUAAAUUUGACUUAGUUUAUAGAAAUUCGUCAACAUCUACAAGAUCAGAUUAGUUUCGUUAAAUCUACCAUGAAAUGUCUUGUAGAUGUUGACAUAUUUUGCUGUAAACUUGGCCAAAAGCUAGGGAAGUUUGACUUGUGAAAUGGAGGUAGUACAAGGUAAGAAAUAUAGAUCAUAAGGCUAGCCUUUAGCAGUUGAGCUUAAUUGAUUUCACUCACCUCUGUUUGGAGAUAUCAUGCCCUGCUGUGUCAACAAUCUCACCAUUUGUUGAGCAAAUGUAUGAGCAAAUAAAAGAGAGCAUUGAGUAUGGAGUGGUUAUCAAUAGAUGGCCUCAAUAUCUGAUGAGUUUAGAGAGUGCUGUUGCUGAUGUUGAGAGAGAAAUUAUGAAGGCACUGGAGAAGCAAUGCAUGGAUAUUCUGAUGCCUCUAAGAGAUGGCAUACCAGAAAAAAUUGAGAAGCAGGUCCAAAGAUUAACAAGAAGACAAUCUAUAGCUCCCUAUGUUGUGCCAAACCAGUUAGGAGCAUUCAUGAACACAGUAAAAAGGAUGCUAGAUGUGUUAGACUGCCAAGUCGAAGACAUUCUCAAGUCAUGGGCAACGUACCUUACUAUAUCAAGUGGGAACACUGUUUUUGGAGAGCAAAUGAACUCCAUCACUGUCAUGCUGAAGAAGUACAAGAAAUAUCUGCAAGCGAUAGUGGACAAGUUUGUCAGCAAUACACAAGCUAUCCGGAAUAUGAGCCUCAAGCGAAUUCUUGAAGAAACAAGAGGCUGAUGGUGAAAGUGAUAUAUGAGAUAGGGUGCCCAGCUCUCGGAUUCCGUUCACAAUCUAAAUGAGAUCUUCUCUAGUAGAAUAUUUGUUGCUAUUUGCCAAGGUUUAUGGGAGACUGGGAUCGGUUAGGCCAGGUAAUAAACGUGGCAACAAGAAAAGUACUAUGAAUAUUUCCUUUUGUUGUGAAUCCUUAUUAUGCCAAACUCACUUUUGAGCGGA
Zea mays is the source of this 1009-nucleotide messenger RNA. RefSeq lists its product as uncharacterized. NCBI's taxonomy places the organism in Eukaryota, Viridiplantae, Streptophyta, Magnoliopsida, Poales, Poaceae. The record is from RefSeq and is a predicted model, not a curated record. The transcript is spliced from 4 exons. The coding region runs from base 296 to 793 and encodes 165 amino acids.